Messenger RNA from Synchiropus splendidus (mandarinfish), 5729 nucleotides. It is a transcript of the gene mon2, whose product is annotated as MON2 homolog, regulator of endosome-to-Golgi trafficking. The transcript is spliced from 35 exons. Lineage: Eukaryota; Metazoa; Chordata; Actinopteri; Syngnathiformes; Callionymidae. The record is from RefSeq and is a predicted model, not a curated record. Bases 305 to 5434 code for a protein of 1709 amino acids.
UGUGGGAAAGGAAGCGUCGCUGACGGCCGCUUAUGGUAGACUGCUCAAUUCGCCAAAUAUCUUCGACCUGCGAGGCGCUGAAUGAAAAAGAAAACUGUCGGAACGAUGCCGCUUCACGAAGUUAACGUUCUCGGCCCUUGAAGACAGCGAACAUAUGCCGGUGUCAUCGCCGCCGUCCUGCGCAGACGAGUGGGAUUCUGUGUCAAUGGACCGCGGCGUCUUUAUUUUCCGAAUAAAGUAGCGACGGAUAGUGGCCGCGCCGUGUGAAGGAACCUCGAGAUUAGUGUCGAAGAAGCCGGGCAAGAUGUCGACCAGCAGCCCCGAAGCGGUGAAGAAACUGCUGGAGAACAUGCAGACGGACCUGCGCUCUCUCUCCAUGGAGUGCAAGAAGAAAUUCCCCCCGGUGAAAGAGGCUGCAGAGUCUGGCAUUGUGAAGAUAAAGACCAUCGCUGCCAGAAAUGCUGACAUCCUGGCGGCUCUGAAGGAGAACAGCUCGGAGGUGGUGCAGCCGUUCCUGAUGGGAUGCGGCACCAAGGAGCCCAAGAUCACCCAGCUGUGUCUGGCUGCCAUUCAGAGGCUCAUGUCCCACGAGGUGGUUUCUGAGGCUGCUGCCGGGAACAUCAUCAACAUGCUGUGGCAGCUGAUGGAGAACGGUCUGGAGGAGCUCAAACUGCUGCAGACCGUCCUGGUUCUUCUCACCACCAACACAGUUGUGCAUGACGAAGUCCUGUCAAAGGCCAUCGUGUUGUGUUUCCGUCUCCACUUCACGAAGGACAACAUCACCAACAACACAGCAGCAGCCACCGUCAGACAAGUGGUCACCGUGGUGUUUGAGAGGAUGGUGGCGGAGGACGAGCGAUUCAAAGGCAUUGUGGAGCAGACCCCUCCAGUCCAGGGAAACACGAAUCGACGGUCAGUCAGCACUCUGAGGCCAAGCGCCAAAGACGCCUACAUGCUCUUCCAGGAUCUGUGCCAGCUGGUGAACGCUGACGCCCCCUACUGGUUGGUAGGCAUGACGGAGAUGACCAGAACGUUUGGCUUGGAGCUGCUGGAGUCUGUGCUCAAUGAUUUCCCAGGUGUUUUUCUCCAGCACCAGGAGUUCAGUUUCCUGCUGAAGGAGCGCGUGUGUCCGCUGGUCAUCAAGCUCUUCUCCCCCAACAUCAAGUUCCGCCAGGGCAACACCAGCGCCGCCUCCCCAGCUCCUGUGGAGAAGCCCUACUUUCCCAUCUGCAUGAGGCUCCUGCGGGUCGUCUCUGUUCUCAUCAAGCAUUUUUACACGCUGCUGGUGACGGAGUGUGAGAUCUUCCUGUCGCUGCUGGUGAAGUUCCUGGACGGAGAGAAGCCGCAGUGGCUGCGGGCCGUGGCUGUGGAGUCCGUCCACCGACUGUGUGUGCAGCCACACCUCUUAUGCUCGUUCUGCCAGUCGUACGACAUGAAGCAACACUCCACCAAAGUGUUCCGGGACAUCGUCAACGCCCUGGGCUCCUUCAUCCAGUCGCUCUUCAUCGUCACCAACGCAGGAAACUCGGCGGCAGUGAACACACCAGCAGGGGGUUCCGGUUCAGGGGUUCAGCCGGCAUCACAAGGUGGUCCGGGCCCAGCUGGGGUCAGCGGGAACCUGACUACCCAGGCUGCGUUUGAAUACAGAGGCACCUGGAUCCCGCUGAUGACCGUCAGUGUCCAGGGCAGCGCCAAGGCCACCUAUCUGGAAAUGUUGGACAAAGUGGAGCCGCCGUCCAUCCCAGAAGGCUACGCCAUGUCGGUGGCGUUCAGUGCUCUGCUGGAUCUGGUCAGAGGCAUCACCACCAUGAUUGAGCGGGAGCUGAACACGGAGGAGCAGGCGGCGGCGGAGCUGAGGGAACCUCACUCGGACAAGAAAUGGGAGCCUGAACCUGGAAGUCACCAGGUGUGGGAGGAAAUGGUCAACGCCUGCUGGUGUGGCCUGCUAGCUGCUCUCUCUCUGCUGCUGGACGCCAGCACGGAUGAAACAGCCACCGAGAACAUCCUGAAGGCAGAGCUGACCAUGGCCUCGCUGUGCGGUCGCCUGGGUCUGGUGACGCCGCGUGACGCCUUCAUCACCGCCAUCUGCAAGGCAUCUCUGCCGCCUCACUACGCCCUGACUGUGCUCAGCAGCAACGCCACCCACCUGUCGAGCAAAGCCUACUCCAUCCAGGGCCAGAGCGUGCAGAUCAUCAGCCCCUCCAGCGACUCUCAUCAGCAGGUGGUGGCCGUGGGCCAGCCGCUGAGCGCCCAGCCACAGGGCACCGUGGUGCUGACAGCCAAGAACAUCCAGUGCAUGAGAACCCUGCUGAACCUGGCCCACUGCCACGGCGCCAUGCUGGGCACCUCCUGGCAGCUGGUCCUGGCCACACUGCAGCACUUGGUGUGGAUCCUGGGGCUGAAGCCCGGGGUGGGAGGGGCCCUGAAACCGGGUCGAGCCGUGGAGGGGCCCAGUACGGUGCUGACGACAGCCGUGAUGACCGACCUGCCCGUCAUCUCCAACAUUCUCUCCCGACUCUUUGAAAGUUCACAGUAUCUGGACGACGUUUCCCUGCACCAUCUCAUCAACGCGCUCUGCUCCCUCUCACUGGAGGCCAUGGAGAUGGCGUACGGGAACAACAAGGAGCCGUCCCUGUUUGCCGUGGCCAAGCUGCUGGAAACCGGUUUGGUCAACAUGGAUCGUAUAGAGAUUCUGUGGAGACCUCUGACUGGACACCUGCUGGAGGUCUGCCAGCACCCAAACUCCAGAAUGAGAGAGUGGGGGGCCGAAGCCCUGACGGCCCUCAUCAAAGCCGGCCUGGCCUUCAAACACGAGCCUCCGCUGGCUCAGAAUCAGCGGCUGCAGCUUCUGCUGCUGAACCCCCUGAAGGAGCUGUCCAACAUCCUGCACGCCGACAUCCGACAGAAGCAGCUGGAGAGCGUGCUGCAGAUCCUGCAGAGCCAGGGAGACGGCCUGGGCCCCGGGUGGCCCCUGGUUUUGGGCGUGAUAGGGGCCAUUCGCAACGACCAAGGGGAGUCGCUAAUCCGAACAGCCUUCCAGUGCCUGCAGUUGGUGGUGACGGACUUCCUUCCCACAAUGCCUUGCACGUGCCUCCAGAUCGUCGUGGAUGUAGCCGGCAGCUUCGGCCUUCAGAAUCAGGAGCUCAACAUCAGCCUCACAUCUAUCGGCCUUCUGUGGAACAUUUCCGACUACUUCUUCCAAAGAGGUGACGCCAUCACGCGUGAGCUGGAGCGGGAGGAGGAGGCCCUGCAGAGGCAGGCCAAGGAGAGAGGGGAGACGCUCAACCGGCCCUUCCACCCGGCCCCGCCCUUCGACUGCCUGUGGCUCUGCCUGUACGCCAAGCUGGGCGAGCUGUGCGUGGACCCCAGGCCCGCCGUGCGCAAGAGUGCCGGGCAGACGCUCUUCUCCACCAUCGCAGCCCACGGGACGCUGCUGCAGCAGCCCACGUGGCACAUCGUGGUCUGGAAGGUUCUGUUCCACCUGCUGAAUUGUGUUCGCACCUCCUCCACCACCGCUGACAAGGAGAAGAUCGAGUCUGGGGGCGGCAACAUCCUCAUACACCACUCGCGCGACACCGCUGAGAAGCAGUGGGCGGAGACCUGGGUGCUGACGCUGGCGGGCGUGGCUCGCAUCUUCAACACCCGCCGGUAUCUGCUUCAGCAGUUGGGAGAUUUCUUCGAGGCCUGGGAGGUCCUGCUGAACCACAUCCAGUCGGCGGCUCUCAGCAAGAACAACGAGGUCUCUCUCGCCGCCCUCAAGAGCUUCCAGGAGAUCCUGCAGAUCGUCACUCCCGCCAAGGAGUCGGACAAAACCAGCGACGCGCUCGCCGCCAUGGGCGUGCCCCCCGUGCUCAUUGACCCGCUGACGGCGUCCGGACCCGGCAGACCUCUGGUGCGCUCAGACUCGCUGGUGGAGCGGCUGACGCGGUACAACGGCGCCGAGCUGCAGGCACCGCCCCCGGGCGAGGACUCGGCCUUAGAAGACUCGGCCUUGUGGUGGUCUGCGUGGAACACGUGGUACCGGACUGGCACAGACAGCACCAGGCCGCCCACCGGCCCCAUGGAGAAGCUCUCCUUCAUCCCCAGCCAGCCCUUCCUCACAGCCUUGGUCCAGAUCUUCCCAGCGCUGUACCUGCACAUCAAGGCCAACUUCAGCAUGGACGACCUCAAGAAGCUGGGCAUCAUCCUCCACGGCGCCGUGUCCGUGCCCAUCAGCAGCGACGCCUCGCCCUUCAUCCUGCCGUCGUACACGGAGGCGGUGCUGACCGGCCUGCAGGAGGCGGUGCUCACCUCCCUGGAUGUCCUGCAGAAGGCCAUCUGUGUGGGCCCCGAGAACCUGCAGGUCAUGUACCCGGCCAUCUUUGAACAGCUGCUGCUCUUCGUGGAGUUCUCCUGCAAGCCGCCUCAGUACGGCCGGAUGGAGACCAAACACGUGGCCAACGCCAAAUACAACCAGAUCCAGCUGUUUGCACCGGCGGAGUGGGUUGCCUUAAACUACGUGCCCUUCGCGGAGCGCUCCCUGGAGGUGGUGGUGGACCUGUACCACAAGACGGCGUGUCACAAAGCCGUCAUCAACGAGAAGGUCCUGCAGAACAUCAUCAAGACUCUCCGGAUGCCGCUGGGCCUCAAGUACGCCUGUCCGUCAGAGAGCACCUGGAAGCUAGCCGUCUCCUCGCUGCUCAAGGUCCUGUCCAUCGGGCUGCCGGUGGCCCGGCAACACGCCUCCUCUGGGAAGUUCGACACCAUGUGGCCCGAGUUGGCCAACGCCUUCCAGGACUUCCUCUUCACCAAAAGCUCUCCCCCCGACAACUUGUCCAUCCAGGAGUUUCAAAAGAACGAGUCGGUGGACGUGGAGGUGGUGCAGCUCAUCAGCACAGAGAUUUUACCGUUUGCCAAUUUCAUCCCCAAAGACUUUGUUGGCCAGAUCAUGGCGAUGCUGAACAAAGGCUCCAUCCACUCGCAGGCCCCCUCCUUCACAGAGGCCGAGAUCGACGUGCGGAUGCGAGAGCAGUUCUCCAAAGUCUGCUUCGAGACGCUGCUGCAGUUCUCCUUCAGCAACAAGGCCACCACGCCGCAGGAGGGCUACAUCUCUCGCAUGGCGCUCUCCGUGCUCCUCAAGAGGUCUCAGGACGUCCUGCGCCGCUACGUGGAGGACGAGCGGCUGAGCGGCCGCUGCCCGCUGCCCAGACAACAGGUGACGGAGAUCAUCUUCGUCCUGAAGGCCAUCAGCACUUUGAUGGACUCGCUGAAGAAGACGCAGCCGGAGAACGUGGACGGCAACACGUGGGCCCAGGUCAUCUCCCUCUACCCCACCCUGGUGGAGUGCAUCACCUGCUCCUCCUCCGAGGUCAGCUCCGCCCUGAAGGAGGCCCUGGGGCCCUUCAAAGACUUUAUGCAGGCCCCCAUCUCCAGAGUCCAGAACGGGGAGUCCUGACCGCGCUAGUUUUUUUUGGUUUGUUUUUUUUUUAACCACAAAAGUUGAAUGUGCUUCACGACGAGUCGCCCGCCCGGACUGGAGGAGUCCCGCCGCCAUUUGUACGCUUCGCUCCGGCCUCCAUUCUCAUCAGGAGCCAGUCGUGACUCCGGAGCUUCAACCAUCGUGAACGUCAGACUUUUGCAGCCCAGUGGAUUUUAUGCAACAAGUGUGUCACAUUCCAUGUCAUCUGACGUCUGAAGGGACGUUCCUGUCCACCUGAAAUAAAUUAGACCAUUCUACUGUCGCCUGCUUC